Molecule: messenger RNA, 1014 nt
Organism: Microthlaspi erraticum
Lineage: Eukaryota; Viridiplantae; Streptophyta; Magnoliopsida; Brassicales; Brassicaceae
Source: the annotation of a GenBank genome assembly
AUGGAUGAAAACAAUGGAGCUUCAAGCUCACUUCCACCUUUCCUUACGAAAACAUACGAAAUGGUAGAUGACUCUUCUUCCGAUUCAGUCGUUUCUUGGAGCGAAAACAGCAAAAGCUUCAUCGUCAAGAACCCGGCAGAGUUCUCAAGAGACCUUCUUCCGAGAUUCUUCAAGCACAAGAACUUCUCAAGCUUCAUCCGCCAGCUUAACACUUAUGGUUUUCGAAAAAUCGAUCCUGAGAAAUGGGAAUUCGCCAACGACGAUUUCGUUAGAGGACAGCCUUACCUAAUGAAGAACAUUCACAGACGAAAACCUGUUCAUAGCCACUCGCUGCAGAAUCUAGCAGCGCAUCAUAGUCCGUUGACGGAGUCAGAGAGACGGAGCAUGAAGGAUCAGAUCGAGAGACUGAGAAAGGAGAAAGAAGUUCUUGUCGCGGACUUACAGAGCCAAGAGCAAGAACGGAAAGCGUUCGAGGUGCAAGUAGCCGCGUUGAAAGAUCGUUUGCAACACAUGGAGCAGCGUCAGAGAUCGAUCGUGUCGUUUGUCUCACAGGUUCUUGAAAAGCCAGGACUUUCUCUGAAUCUCGAGACCGGUCAAAGGAAGAGAAGAUUGCAAGAGAGCUCUUCUCUUCCUCCUUCAAGCCGGUCACACGCAGAGCAGGUCGAGAAGUUGGAGUCUUCUUUAACGUUUUGGGAGGAUCUUGUGACCGGUGUGGAGUCGUCGAGCAUGGAUCUUGAUGUGAACGAGACGACGACUAGCUGUGCGGAGAGUUUGAGUGUUGGCGAUAACAGACCGAAAUCAACGAAGAUUGAUAUGAAUUCGGAGCCUGUCGCUGCUCCGAAAACAGGAGUUAACGAUGUGUUUUGGGAACAGUGUUUGACUGAGAACCCGGGAUCGAUUGAGCAGCAAGAAGUUCAGUCGGAGAGGAGAGAUCACGGUGGUGAUAAGAUUGGAGAUCAGAGAACGUAUUGGUGGAAUUCGAAGAGUGUAAAUAACAUUGCAGAGAAAACUUGA